AUGUGUGAACGCAGCAAGGACUUAUUUUUCGAGCAGUGCGUUACACAAACGCAAAGUGCAAUGUUUUCGUCAAAUUAUGACGGCUGUGAUUCUGAUAGCAGUUCAUCCAGUGGCACAAAUGAUGCUAAUUAUAUCUGUAUAACCGAAGAUACGAAGAUCAAGGCCCGGGAAUUCGAGGAGCUGAUGGAACGAGAGCUUGAUGCAUUAGUCAGGCAAGCUCAAUAUAAACAUGCAGAUUCGAAAACUGUCAGUCAGAAAAAAAAUCUUAAAGUAAGGUUUCAAAAGACUGAUGCUGAUUAUGAUGAAGAUAAUGUUCCCAUAGACAAAGAUCCUUUAUGUGAUUAUGAAGAAGAUGAAGCUAAUUUAAAAUGGGUUCAGGAAAAUCUUCCUGGCGGCCAGUGUAAAAAUUCAGAUGCUGUCCUUAACUGUCCUGGAUGUAUGUCUGUAUUGUCUUUGGAUUGUCACAGACACCCGCAUUUUAAAACACAGUACUAUACAGAAUAUCCUAUUAAUUGUGUUGUGGAUGAAACACAAGUCAUUUCUCGAAAUAUAUCAAAACCCCACAGAAAGAGUAAAUCUAAUAUCGAAGAUGACUCGGAAUCGCGGCGAAAUAUUUCAAAAGAAUAUCACAUAGUCAAUUGCAAAGUGUGUGGCAAUUCAGUUGGACGUCAAGAAAUCAAAACAAAUGUGAUAUAUUUCAAUAAUGUGCUAGCAGGUCAUAGUUAAACAAGGUCGCUAUUUGUACAGAAUGCUGUAUAAUGCUACUUGAUUAUAUUAAGUAGUAUAAUGUAAAUAACUCAAAUUUUCGUUCCGUUUGUAUAUAGAUGAACUGUCUAUAUUUUAACAAAUAAGUCAAUAAAAACAUUUGAUACAAC
Molecule: messenger RNA, 875 nt
Organism: Trichobilharzia szidati
Lineage: Eukaryota; Metazoa; Platyhelminthes; Trematoda; Strigeidida; Schistosomatidae
Source: the annotation of a GenBank genome assembly